This is a messenger RNA of Sipha flava (yellow sugarcane aphid), 1033 nucleotides long. Its product is annotated as probable phospholipase C20G8.02, mitochondrial. NCBI's taxonomy places the organism in Eukaryota, Metazoa, Arthropoda, Insecta, Hemiptera, Aphididae. Gene Ontology annotation, molecular function: glycerophospholipase activity; metal ion binding. The coding region runs from base 187 to 795 and encodes 202 amino acids. The record is from RefSeq and is a predicted model, not a curated record. The transcript has 5 exons. Gene Ontology annotation, cellular component: cytoplasm.
AUAUUUAAUAGUUAUCUAUCAAGAUAUAUUAUAUUUUGUGAUUUACAGAUUAAACGUAGUGAUAGUAGUCCACGUAUACAUUUGAAUUUUGAGUUGGAAAAUUUUUUUUGUUUGGGUUCUCCAUUAUCAGUGUUCUUGGCUUUGCGUCAAAAUGAAUUGUUUAAAGAAAAUUUAAACAUAUUCCCUAUGUGGUUAGCCAAAAGAGUGUACAAUAUUUACCAUCCUACUGAUCCCGUUGCUUAUAGAUUUGAACCCUUAGUGGCAAAAGAUUAUUGUCGAUAUAAACCUGUUAGCAUUCAGGCCUAUGGUGUGAAAUGGAAUUAUUCAGAUGUUUCCUUAGAACCAAUAGUCAAUAUUGAUUCUAGUGCUGAUGACACUAAUGGUACUGAAGCAAAGGCAUCAGAUUUAAAAAAAGAAAAUGAAACAUUCAGUCGUAAAUUAACUACUUGGCUAAACAUGUCGAGUAAUAAUGAUAGUAAAAUCAGUUCAAACUCAGAAAACAGCAACAGCUCGCCUUCAAGAAAUAAUACCCCAAUUGAAAUUUUAAAUCAUCGCUUGGAUUAUAUUUUGAGAGAUAGUAUUGGAGGGUCCGCUAGUAAUUAUUUGUCCAUGUUGUAUACACACACAUCAUAUUGGUCAAAUUAUGAUGUGGCAUACUUCAUUUAUACUAGGUUAUUUCCUGAACUAGAUAAGACAAUGGAAGAUGCUUCGAGACCCGAAGAAAAAACGAUUGAGUUUGAUCUACAAUUUGAACAAGGUGUUGAAGUAACUGAAGAUUUGAAACAUUCUACUUAAGGAGCAAAUUAUCAGUAUCAUCUAAAAAAAAAAAAUUGCUUAGGUUAUUAAAGCUCGUGAAUUAUUUUUUAAAAUAAUACAUUUUAUCGUUUUUGUACUAAGUUUACAGGAAAAUAGUAAACACCAAAUUAAGUUCAUUGGUAACCUUUUUAUAAUUUAUUUUGUUUAUGCAAAACAGGGUAAAUUUUCUUUAUAUUUCUUGACUACUCAGUAGCUAUUUGAUACGUUUUUCUUUUUU